CCGCCUGGAGUACACUGCUCAGGGUUUAAGGACAAGCACAGUCAGAGGUAUGAAGUGGAGAUCCAAGGGUGACCCUGAGGACUUUUGUAAUUAGGGUGAGCAGUGACCCUUCCUUCAGUGCGUGCUGCCUGGCACUUUGGUGGCCCCUGAAGUGGCCCCUGUGGGGCCAGGUGCAUGGGCUGCCCUGUGCUUGCAGGCAUGCGUCAUUCUCGACAUCCCCAGAAAGGGGCGUUGGAAGGAGCCCCCGCUUGCUCUUCUGUACAGUGAAGGAAAGAAAUGUGACUGUUUGCCUGCCGCCCUGUAAAUCUGAAGAAGUGAUAAGAUAUCUGAGAGCCCUUUGUAAGUCACCGCUUGCUGUGUCCUUAUGCUGUUUCAUACCCCUAGUCCUGUUAGGUGCCUGUAAAUAUUAAUUUAACUGGAAAUAUUGCCCAGAUUCUACUCAGCCAGGUAUUCUCAGGAAAUGAAAUAUUUGAGAAAAAGCUUACAUGCAUGGGUCAGAAGCCAAGAAGAAGCCUUCCAACAGCACAGCCCAGUAGACACCAGAGCAAUGAGGUGUUUGGCCAGCACAGCAUUUUCUGAGGGCCUCGUGUGCCUCGUCUUGUGAGAACUAGAUGACGUGGCUGCCAUGGCCUCAGAUGUACAGAAUGUGAGGAAUGGGCUGGAGCUCUGAGCCUGGACAGUCACUUGGCGGGCGUAGCUGAGAUGAGCAGACUUUUCCCACUCGCUCUGUUCCCCGCGCUCCUAUUUCUUCAAUGUUCUAGAUAAGGAGGAGCUGAGCUCACGAGGAAGGCCCCAGCUCUCCACCAAUGUGCUCCUUGGCAUCUCUGCCUCUCUGCUUCCCUCCACAUCUGUGGAGAGCUGCUGGGCCCUUACAGAACCAUGCAUGUCUGACUCAUUUGGGGCCUUGUCUUUCCCGGGUUCCCUGCUCUUCCCUCUCGGCCCCAUUUAAGGGGCUCCCCCUGAGUGGAAAGGGAGCUCCGUGAGGCCUUGCACCUGCCAGCUUAUAGGGUUGGGAGGCCAACUCUUCCAAGCCAGCCCCAACCUGAUGUUGGCAUGGAAGCACUUGGCAGGGGCCGAGGGGACACCUGCCACUGUACCGGAACCCAAAUAGGCAGGUCCCAGACAUUUUACCUUACACUGGGAGAGCAGAGGAGAUAGUUAGAAUAUAGCAUGGUGUUAUGGGCAAAAUACAGAUUCAGAAUCAGACAGACGUUAUUCUAGCUCUCCCCAACCUUCUGUUGUACCUUGAAGCUGUCUUUGGGAUAUAAUUUCUUCAGAAUUUCAUUUUACAUACAAGAGAACCCAUGGCCUGCUCAGCUGUGGCAGAGUCUUUCCCACAGAGAGGCACAUGCAAAUCCGUGGGCCUUCCAGUGGGAAAGCACCCGCAGCUUCCUCUGAUAACUGCUACUGUCAUAAAGAAUUUGCAUUUUUCCCCCUAAGGAUUUGGAAUUGGGAGGAAGCUGCAUAGGACAUUUCUCUUGUUCGUCUGACACAGGUUAGGGAGCUUUGCUGGGAACACAGGCACCAGCAGAAAGUCACACCCAGGAAGGAGGGAGAUCAGUUCCUGUCACCUCUGCAGGGCUGACGCUGGCCAGCGUAGGGGCGGUCGCGAUGGUGUUGAAGAUGCAGAGGUAGCAGCUGAUGGUGGCUGACCGCGAACCUCGCAAGUGUCUGACUUGAAAUGUCCUUACAUCAUCGUCUCACUGUGCGAUUUGAGGGCCCGGCUUGGGACACUGUCCGCUUCCCUUCGCUUCCCCUCUGGGAGCCCCUUUCGCCACCCCUGCACCUUGCUUCGGGUGAUGCCUGAGAGGGAGCUGUGGCCAGAAGGGCCUGGCUCGGCACCAGGGACCCACCUCAGCAGCCGCGACAGCAUGAUGAGCGCCACCUCCACCCACUCUGAAUCUGGUGACAACAGCUACGACUUCCUGUCAGCGGAGGAGAAGGAGUGUCUGCUCUUCCUAGAGGAGACCAUUGGCUCCUUGGAUGCCGAGGCCGACAGCAUUCUGUCCACUGACGAGUCAGAGCCAGCGACAACUCCCCAAGGUUCCAGAGCACUGCCCGUCACCCAGCCAGCUCUGCAAGGAAACCCAGGGGCGAUAAUUACUCAGCCGAGACCAGAGCUCAGGAGACUGACCGAGACUCCCUCGUCCUACCCUCCAGAGGGGGGCCUGGGCCGCAGGUCUGGCUCCUACAGCCUCCCGAGGAAUAUCCACAUUAGCAGAGACCAGAACUUCAGGAAAAGCACCGCCCAGACUAACGGUCUCUUCCCCGGAGGAGGGUCCGAGGGGCACGUAGCAGAGCCCAGGAAGGAGAGGGCCAGCCAGAGCAGUGGGGCACCAGCCAGCCCGCGGAGUGCUGCCCUGGGUCUGGACACAGUGCUCAUCCCUCCACCCGAGGCUUUCCAGGACCCGUGGCAGGGGCAGAGUGGGAAAGACAGCCUGCCCGAGGGGCUGGGAGAGCAGAGCCGUGCGCCCCUGCAGGUGGUGGCACCCAUGUCCCAUACAGCCAGCAAGAGAGGCGCUGCAGGGUGCCCUGGACAGCCACUCGCCCCUCCUGCCCAGCUGUCUCAAGAUGCCAGAGCUGAAGAUGCUCCCUUCCCAUCGGGGGACAACUCACACACCCCUGCGGCCCCCGUCACCGCCCAGAAGCCCCGGAAGCUGCCCCCCAACAUUGUCCUGAAGAGCAGCCGCAGCAGUUUCCACAGUGAGCCCCAGAGCUGGCGGUCCCGCCAUGCCGAGGCUGGAGAGGCUGCCCCGGCCCCCUCCUCCCUGCAGGAGCAGAGGAAAGCACGCAGAGAAGCCCUGAAGAAACUGGGGCUACCCCAGGACCUGGAGGAGCCCGGCUUCCACCUCAGCCACCCCGCCAGCUCCGUCAGACUCAAGAAGACCCAGGCUCAGGGCCCUGCUACAGCACCAGCCCCAGCUCAGCCGGUGGCUCUGGCCUCCGUCUCAGCAGCUCUUCCUGCUGCAGGGAAGGCUCCAGCUCCAGCUCCGGGAGCCUCUCCAGGCAAGGUUUGCACUGCUGCCCAGGAAGCACCUCCAGGAAAGGCCUCAGCUCAAAAAUCCUCGCCGAUUCCUAUCCCUAAGACCCCAAAGGCAAAUAGUCCCCCAACUAAACCGAAGCCAGACUCAGGACUGACUCUCCAGGAGGGCAGCAUCCUGGGCCUGAAACAGAUGAACUUCAAGUCCAACACUCUGGAGCGUUCAGGCAUUGGGCUGAGCAGCUACCUCUCAGCUGAGAGAGACCCCAGCCCCAAAGCCAGCACUUCCCUGGGGAAGGACUCAGUCUUGGGGAAGAUCUCUCCCAGUGUGCUACGUAACUCCCGGCCACGCCCUGCCUCCCUGGGUACUGGGAAGGACUUUGCAGGUAUCCAAGUAGGCAAGUUGGCUGACCUGGAGCAGGGCCAGAGCCCUAAGCGUCUGUCCUACCAAGGACAGAGCCGUGACAAGCUUCCUCGGCCCCUCUGUGUCAGUGUCAAGAUUUCCCCCAAGGGCCUCCCUGAUGAGCACAGGAGGGAGGCUCUGAGGAAGCUGGGGCUGCUGAAGGAGUAGCUCUGCCACAGAUUAAGGGAUUCUCGGGUCGGCUUUGCAACCUCAGAGCUCAGGGCUGGGCACAGCGGGCUUCUUUUAGAUGCCUCGCUCUCUGAGGGGAAGGGACGCGGAGACUUGCUGCCAAGUGUAUGCUUAUAUUCAGGGUCUCUGGCCAUCGAGGGCCUGCAUGGACAGAGCUCUACACAGGAGGGUGUGUGUGCGUGCGUGUGUGUGCGUGGGGAGCUGUGUAUCUCCCUGACACUAUUUAUGGAACACAGUUCUGCUCUUGUUGGAGCUUUGCUUACAAUGGGUAGAGUUCGCCUUCACGGACUGAGUGGAGAGAGGUGGCCAAGCUUGAGAAGAAAGUCAAAGGACACAGUGGAAGUACAAGUUACUUUAAAAUUGACAUUCAGGGCAUAAGGUCCUGAGAACCCUGCAGCAGACACAGGCCGGCUCACACCUUGCUGGACGCUCUCUGUUCAGGGCCUGGACGGGGCCUGGAGCUGAGGGGCUGGUUUGUUAUCUCUUCGCCCAUGGCCUUCUUGGUGUCACACACCCCGGGAGCAAACCUCUCAGUUCACUGAUAGCAGAGCAGCCUCCAGGAUCUGGGAGGGCCGGAUAAGUAACUGCACUCACUCCUGGGAGUUUGCGUCCACAGCCUCCCUCGACAGAGGCACCAGAAACUGCUGCUCACCAGCCUGCCACACUGCUCUUGCCCUCUGGCUCCCUAUCGCGUUCUGCACCUGCCUGACUCGGGGUCUGGUCAUCACCAAGGCCGAAGCCCCCACCCAGAGGCUCAGCAGGGACCGUGGAACCGUUCCAGGCCUGGUCCGUGCCGUUGAAGGCAGCUUUCCAGUGUCCUCGGCUCCCACAGUGGGAGUCAGCACGAUGUAUGGGACAUCAGCACUCUGAGGGAGCCCAGGGAAGCUCCAUCCACCCUGCUGGGGAGGAUGAGGGGCCCUCAGGGUUACUCCACUUGGCGGCCACGCAGAGACGGAACCUGUGCUCCCGGGUGCGCUCCCCCCCGCCACACUGCCACCCUCACCGGUGCUCAAAUGUCCACAAGGACUUGAGUUCACGGUCACUUCCCCCCUCCAGCCCUUGGCCCCUCCAAGAGCCUAAGUGUCUUCUGAA
This is a messenger RNA of Fukomys damarensis (Damara mole-rat), 4664 nucleotides long. It is a transcript of the gene CUNH1orf116, whose product is annotated as chromosome unknown C1orf116 homolog. Lineage: Eukaryota; Metazoa; Chordata; Mammalia; Rodentia; Bathyergidae. The record is from RefSeq and is a predicted model, not a curated record. The transcript has 4 exons. Bases 1800 to 3551 code for a protein of 583 amino acids.